AUGUGUGAAAACAGAAACCUAGAUAUCUGUGGGGCUGAUUGUGAAGCUCAAGCUGUAGUGGUGGUUAAUCAGGCAGGAACACCCCAAUUUAAAUACACUGGUCAUCCCUCUACUACCAAGGAGGAAAAAUUCUAUCCACAUGGAAUUACAACAGACAGCCAGAGUCUAAUCCUCAUAGCAGACUAUUAUAACAAAAGUGUCCACAUCAUAGAUCAGGAUGGGCAGUUCCUCCGUUUCAUUAAUAAAUGUGAUCUAGAGAAUCCGUGGUCUUUAUGUGUAGACACCAGAGACAACCUCUUUGUGGCCGAGAAUAUGAGUUGUAAAGUUAAGAAAAUCAAAUACUUGUAA
Molecule: messenger RNA, 348 nt
Organism: Saccostrea cuccullata (small rock oyster)
Lineage: Eukaryota; Metazoa; Mollusca; Bivalvia; Ostreida; Ostreidae
Product: tripartite motif-containing protein 2-like
Exons: 1
Coding region: 1-348 (115 amino acids)
Molecular function (GO): protein binding
Source: RefSeq, a predicted model, not a curated record